Molecule: messenger RNA, 6208 nt
Organism: Sinocyclocheilus rhinocerous
Lineage: Eukaryota; Metazoa; Chordata; Actinopteri; Cypriniformes; Cyprinidae
Product: transcription elongation factor SPT6-like
Exons: 36
Biological process (GO): transcription elongation-coupled chromatin remodeling; transcription elongation by RNA polymerase II; nucleosome organization
Cellular component (GO): transcription elongation factor complex
Molecular function (GO): histone binding; nucleosome binding; DNA binding
Source: RefSeq, a predicted model, not a curated record
GAACCAGAAUCCCGACAGUAACUCUCAGCCAUUUUUUGUUGUCAUUAUCAAGCUUCUUCAAAAGUGACGCUUCGUUCUUCAUCUCAGUGCAUAUUUUCAAGUCUUUAGUCGAGCCUCCUCGCUAGGAAAAGCCUUGCAAACAUGUCUGACUUCAUCGAGAGCGAGGCUGAGGAGUCAGAGGAGGAGUUCGAGGAGAAAGACCUGAAGCCCAAGAAGACACAGAAAUUUAUGGAAGAUGAUGAAGAAGAGGAAGAAGAGAAUACUGAAGAUCAGGAUGAGCAUGGAAACCUGAGAGGACUCAUUGAUGAUGGCGAUGUGGAAGAGGAAGAAGCACAAAGUGGGAGAGAGGAUAGUGACUCCGGUGAAGAGGUCCGUCAUCGCCGCAGGAAACGAAGCUAUGAUGACUAUCUGGAUGAUGAUGAUCUGGACCUCAUCGAGGAGAAUUUAGGAGUGAAAGUGAAGAGAAGGAAAAAGAAGUACUCACGUGUGAAAACCAUGGAUGAUGAGGGGGAAGAUGAUGAGAAAGACCUGAUCGCUGAUGAGAUCUUCACUGGGGAUGGUGAUGGAGAGGUGGAGGAUGGAGAGACUGUAGACACACUUCACCCUAGAGAUGACGAAGAAGAGGAAGAUGAUGAGGAAUCUGAUAUUGAUGAUUUCAUUGUGGAUGAUGAUGGACAGCCCAUCACGAAAAAGAAAGGAAAGAAAUUCUCUGGCUACACUGAUGCUGCUUUGCAAGAAGCUCAAGAGAUAUUCGGCGGUGAUUUUGACUUUGCCGAGUUUGACACUGAGGCGUAUGAUCAUGCAGAAGAGGAAGAGGAGGAUCAGGAUGAUGAGUCAUGGGAUCGGCCAAAGAAGCAGACCAAGAGAAGAGUUGGCCGUCGUAGCAUAUUUGAGAUCUAUGAGCCCAGUGAGCUGGAGAGCAGCCACAUGACCGAUCAAGACAAUGAGAUCCGCUCCACAGACAUGCCAGAAAGAUUCCAGUUGAGGGCCAUCCCUGUAAAGCCUGCUGAGGAUGAUGAGCUGGAGGAAGAAGCUGAAUGGAUUUACAGGAAUGCCUUCUCCACACCGACCAUCUCCAUGCAGGAGAGCACAGACUACCUGGAUCGUGGGACAACCACUAAUUUCAGCAGAAAGGGCCCCAGUACUAUUGCUAAAAUCAAAGAAGCUCUGAACUUCAUGAGGAACCAACACUUUGAGGUUCCCUUCAUUGCAUUCUACAGGAAGGAGUAUGUGGAACCAGAACUGAACAUUAAUGAUCUGUGGAAGGUGUGGCAGUGGGAUGAGAAGUGGACUCAGCUGAAGACCAGAAAGCAGAACCUGACACGUCUUUUCCAGAGGAUGCAGUCUUAUCAGUUUGAGCAGAUCUCAGCUGACCCUGACAAGCCACUGGCUGACUCGACUCGUCCCCUAGACACUGCUGAUAUGGAGAGGCUGAAAGACGUCCAGUCUCUUGAUGAGCUGGGAGACGUCUACAACCACUUCCUGCUCUACUAUGGCCGAGACAUUCCUAAGAUGCAGAAUGCAGUCAAGUCCAACAAAAAGAAACUGAAAAAGAUCAAGGAAGUGUCAGAGGAAGAUGGAGAAGAGGCAGAAGUGGAGGAGGAAGAGGAAGAAGAGGAGCAAAAGGGUCCAGAUCUAAAACAAGCUUCCCGUAGAGAUAUGUACAGCAUCUGUCAGAGUGCAGGCCUUGACGGUCUUGCCAAGAAGUUUGGUCUGACCCCAGAGCAGUUUGGAGAAAACUUGCGAGACAGUUAUCAGAGGCACGAAACCGAGCAGUUUCCUGCAGAGCCUUUGGAGCUAGCCAAGGACUAUGUGUGCAGCCAAUUUAACACCCCGGAGGCUGUUCUGGAAGGCGCUCGCUACAUGGUGGCCAUGCAGAUAGCCCGUGAACCUCUGGUUAGGCACGUGCUCAGACAGACCUUCCAGGAGAGGGCCAAGAUUAACAUCAAGCCAACUAAGAAGGGCAAGAAGGAUGUGGAUGAAGCGCACUAUGCCUAUUCCUUCAAGUAUCUCAAAAACAAGCCUGUGAAAGAGCUCAGUGGAGAUCAGUUCUUGAAGAUGUGCCUGGCUGAGGAGGAAGGCUUGCUCACCAUAGACAUCUGCAUUGACCUUGUGGGAGUCAAAGGGUACGCAGGAGAUCAGACCUACUUUGAUGAGAUUAAGCAGUUCUACUACAGGGAUGAGUUCAGUCACCAGGUGCAGGAGUGGAACAAGCAGAGAACUCUUGCUAUUGAACGUUCCUUGCAGCAGUUCCUGUAUCCUCAGAUGGCCAAGGAACUGAAAAACAAGCUUGUCACUGAAGCCAAGGACAAUAUUAUUAAGUCUUGCUGCAAGAAGCUGUAUAACUGUUUGAAGGUGGCUCCUUAUCGGCCUGAUCAGCAGGUAGAGGAGGACGAUGACCUUAUGGAUGAGUCGCAAGGAAAGGGUAUCCGUGUACUCGGGGUGGCAUUUGCUUCCGGCAGAGAUACACCAGUGUUCUGCUCCCUCAUUAAUGGUGAAGGAGAGGUUGUGGACUUCCUCAGGCUUCCUUACUUCCUGAAGAGGAGAAAUGCAUGGAGAGAGGAUGAAAGAGAGAAAAAGGUGAAGAAAUAGAAGCCCUGCAAAAGUUUUAAACUUUCAUUGGACCCCAGCAUGCUGAUGCUUUAUUUGGAUGUGUGUAGUGAUGCUCAUAUGGUGAUGGAGGACAUCAAGCGCACCAUCAGUGAGCUGGAGCAGGACUCCUCUCUGCCUGCGGUGGGGGUGGAGCUGGUGGACAACGAGCUGGCUGUGCUUUAUAUGAAUGGCAAGAAGUCUGAGGCGGACUUCAGAGACUAUCCACCUCUGCUUCGGCAGGCUGUGUCUGUGGCUCGCAAGAUUCAGGACCCCCUAGUGGAGUUUGCCCAAGUCUGUAGCAGCGAUGAGGACAUCCUGUGUUUGAAACUGAAUCCCCUGCAGGAGCAUGUAGUGAAAGAGGAGCUGCUGGGUGCUCUUUACUGUGAGUUCAUAAACCGGGUGAAUGAGGUUGGUGUGGAUGUGAACCGGGCCAUAGCUCACCCUUACACCCAGAGCCUGGUCCAGUACAUCUGUGGCCUUGGACCUAGAAAAGGCUCACACCUGCUCAAGAUUCUUAAACAGAACAACACUAGGUUGGAGAACCGGACCCAGUUGGUCACCAUGUGCCAUAUGGGACCCAAAGUCUUCAUUAACUGUGCUGGCUUCAUCAAGAUUGACACUGCCUCUCUUGGAGACAGCACUGACUCCUAUAUCGAGGUCCUGGACGGUUCUCGAGUGCACCCUGAAACGUACGAGUGGGCACGAAAAAUGGCAGUGGAUGCUCUAGAGUACGACGAGUCGGCAGAAGAUGCCAACCCAGCCGGAGCACUAGAAGAGAUUCUUGAGAACCCAGAGAGGCUGAAGGACCUGGAUCUGGAUGCCUUCGCUGAGGAGCUGGAGAGACAGGGUUAUGGUAAUAAGGGAAUUACGCUGUAUGACAUUCGAGCGGAGCUUAGCUGUAGAUAUAAAGAUUUGAGAGCUCCGUACAGGCCUUCCAACACGGAGGAGGUCUUUAACAUGCUCACCAAGGAGACUCCUGAGACCUUCUAUAUAGGUAAACUGAUCACUUGUGUGGUGACUGGCAUUGCUCACAGAAGGCCACAAGGUGAGAGUUACGACCAGGCCAUCCGUAAUGAUGAGACCGGACUCUGGCAGUGUCCAUUUUGCCAGCAGGACAACUUCCCUGAGCUCAGUGAGGUGUGGAAUCACUUUGACAGCGGCUCCUGCCCUGGUCAAGCCAUCGGAGUGAGAACUAGGUUAGAUAACGCUGUCACAGGCUUCAUCCCAACAAAGUUUCUUAGUGACAAGGUGGUGAAGCACCCUGAGGAGAGAGUCAAGGUUGGCAUGACUGUGCACUGCCGCAUCAUGAAGGUUGACAUUGAGAAGUUCAACGUGGAUCUCACUUGUAGAACAUCUGACCUGAGUGACAAGAACAACGAAUGGAAGCUUCCCAAAGAUACCUACUAUGAUUUUGAUGCUGAGGCAGAUGAUGUGAAACAGGAAGAGGAGCAAAAGAAGAAACAGCAGAGAACCACUUACAUUAAGCGCGUGAUCGCUCACCCAUCCUUCCACAACAUCAACUUCAAACAAGCGGAGAAGAUGAUGGAAUCCAUGGACCAGGGUGAUGUGGUGAUUCGACCCAGCAGUAAAGGGGAGAACCACCUGACAGUCACAUGGAAGGUGGCUGAUGGGAUAUAUCAGCAUGUGGACGUGCGUGAGGAGGGUAAAGAGAAUGCGUUUAGCCUUGGACAUACUCUUUGGAUCAACACUGAGGUGAGCUGUUGCUUUGUGCAUUCAUCCUUUCUUGCCUUUGUACAGAAAAUGGAGGAGAUUCUCAUAAGGUCCAAAAAAGAGAAGCCGACAUUCAUCCCCUACUUCGUUUCAGCUUGUAGAGACCUGCCAGGCAAAUUUCUUCUGGGUUACCAGCCUAGAGGGAAGCCAAGGAUAGAGUAUGUAACCAUCACUCCAGAUGGCUUUAGGUAUCGUGUGUUAUCAUUUACAGUCAAUGGUCUCUUCCGCUGGUUCAAAGACCACUACCAGGAUCCUGUGCCAGGCGUCACACCAACCAGCAGCAGAACAAGAACACCAGCAUCAGUGAACGCCACACCUGCCAACAUCAACAUUGCCGACUUGACUCGAGCCGUCAACGCUCUCCCGCGAAACAUGACAUCCCAGAUGUUCAGUGCCAUAGCAGCGGUUACAGGCCAGGGCCAGAAUCCCAACACGACGCCGGCCCAGUGGGCCUCCAGUCAGUAUGGUUACAGUGGCGGCAGCAGUGCGGGAGGCGGCGGCAGCAGCAGCGCUUAUCACGUGUUUGCAACACCCCAGCAGCCAAUGGCCACCCCCAUGAUGACGCCCAGCUACUCUUACACCACACCUGGCCAACAGCAGGCCAUGACCACGCCCCAGUAUCCCAGCAGCACCCCACAGUCCUCACACGGACACCAUCAGCAUUCGUCCUCCACGCCAUCGUCCUCGUCAUCGAGAGUGCGGACGCCACAGCCCAAGACAAGUUCCCACACUGCUGUGGAUUGGGGUAAAAUGGCUGAACAGUGGCUGCAGGAGAAAGAAGCUGAGCGGCGGAAGCAAAAGACGCCCCGCAUGACGCCCCGACCUUCCCCCAGCCCCAUGAUCGAGAGCACACCCAUGUCCAUCGCCGGAGACGCCACUCCCCUCUUGGACGAGAUGGACCGAUAGGAGUAGGGAAAGGGGGUGUUCAGACAUCUCAUAUAAAACCCAAUCCAUCCACAUCCCAUCUCUCACCCUCCGUCUUUUGCUCUUUCGCUGCUAGAAGUAUUUCUUUGAGUCAUUCAGAGCUACUGAUACAAAGACAAACACUUGAAAUGUGUUGAUGACAAACAGAUUUAGGAAAUGGACCUACAAUAAACGUUUGUCACUAGGGUUUUCCUUUUUCUUUUCUUUUUUUUUUUUUUUUUUUUUUUAAGUAUGUGCAUAAUGCACCCCCUUUUUCAUUUCAGUUUUUUAACUAAAUUUAAAAGGAAAGGCUUAAAGCAUGAGACGUUGCAUGAUUUGUGCCCAUGGGAGCUGGUAUUCAAUCACCGUAAGAUCAUUAGUUCAGACCCACUCAGAGAGCUUUUCUUUCUUGUAUCUGGCUUAAACAUUUAAAUAAAACCCUGUUUCAGUAUGAACCAGAGCACUGUAAUGAUUCAUAAUCCGUGUUCUGUUGAGCUGUUACGCAAAGAAUUAAGCACUGGGGAGAUUUGUAAAGCUAUUUUGCCAUUCUUUUAUCAGCUAAAAAAUGAAGUAUGUGACUUUGAAAGAGAUCCUGUAAAUGUCAUGUUUUUGGGGCCAUUACAGUGAUCAGAACAUAAGCAUUUUAAAUUCAGAACUGAUGAAAAAUGAUGUUUUUAAGGUCAUCUUUGAGUUUUCCAAGUUCAGAAUCCGAUAUCACUUCUCAUAAUGUGCUUAUACAAGUAAACUGAACUAUUGUGCUAGAAGAUAGAGUCCUCUGAUCAGUUUUUUGCUUUUUUAGUUUGGGGGCUGUUUGUGAAUGUGUCUUUGCUGGGCCAGACUUCCUCAAGGCGUUUCCACACAUGCUGUUUUUUACUUCAUGUACAAUCCCAUGUAUCACUAUAGACAGAAAUUGUGACAUUUAAGCAAAAUGAACUUUAUGAACAAGCUCCUUAUACUGUGACAAUAUUUUCACACACCAAAC